AUGGAAACUGACCCAGCUCCUCAGCGGGGAUCUGUCCUACAGCUCCUGAAGGACCUGCUCAUCCUAUCCAGAUUUCACAAGUACAACCCAUGGCUUGCUACAUUCUCAGGAGUUUGGGCAACGUUGCUUGCCGGCGCCAAUAAAAUAGCCGCUAAUCCGACCUCGAGCUCGCCCAAUCACAUCCUACAACAAGCUCUUCUAUGCUUCGUCUGCGCCUACAUCUUCUGCGGUGCAGGCAUGGUCUGGAAUGACUGGGUUGACCGCAAAGUCGACGCAAACGUAGAGCGCACCAAGAAUCGGCCCGUGGCAGCGGGAAGAGUUACUGCAACCCAGGCCUUUAUCUGGAUGAUGGUCCAGUAUGCUGCCUCGUGGUGGCUGAUGGAUAUUAUGCUGGAGGGUCACGACGUCGCAGCUGCUAUGCUCCCAGUCACCGUCAGCACGAUUCUCUAUCCCUACGGAAAGCGCCAAUUCUUCCGACGACUAUACAUCUAUCCCCAAUACUUUCUCGGCUUUACACUGGCUUGGCCCAGCGCCAUCGGAUGGAUGGCAAUCAAAGGCCGAGAGAUCCCAGUCACCCAAAGCAUCGCCGAGUCCCUUCCCCUGGCAAUCACCGUCUUCGCAUGGGUCAUAUACCUCAACACAGCAUAUAGCUACCAGGAUAUCGUCGACGACUCGAAGAUGGACGUGAACUCGGUGUACGUCCUCGCAGGUUCACGCAUCCACUCGUUCCUGAUCGUCCUCGCGAGCCUCGUGCUCUGCUCUGUCUAUCUACAGCUGCGGACGCAGAAUUCCGUGUGGCUGUGGGCUUCGUGGAUGUGUGUCUGGACUCUCUCGUUUGUGCAUCAGCUGCUGAGAUUCGAUGCGAACAAGCCGGAGAGUGGAGGCCCGCUUCACAAGGAGAACUUUGCGCUUGGGCUGUGGACCAUCGUUGCCUGCGUUGUCGAGUUGGGGCUCACGUCGGUAAACUUGAAUGAUUUCUUGUCCCACUCGGUCUUCCGCCUCAAGUGA
This is a messenger RNA of Aspergillus thermomutatus, 1008 nucleotides long. RefSeq names its product prenyltransferase spyF. The record is from RefSeq and is a predicted model, not a curated record. NCBI's taxonomy places the organism in Eukaryota, Fungi, Ascomycota, Eurotiomycetes, Eurotiales, Aspergillaceae. The transcript has 3 exons. Gene Ontology annotation, molecular function: transferase activity, transferring alkyl or aryl (other than methyl) groups. Bases 1 to 1008 code for a protein of 335 amino acids. Gene Ontology annotation, cellular component: membrane.